Messenger RNA from Staurois parvus, 420 nucleotides. The record is from the annotation of a GenBank genome assembly. Lineage: Eukaryota; Metazoa; Chordata; Amphibia; Anura; Ranidae.
AUGUCCAAAGUCCGGGAAAUAUCUCUCAUAGAAGGUCAGUCUCUACAGAAAUCAGAGAUCUCACACGGGGGAGAAGUAUUCCUGUUCAAAGUGCGGGAAAUGUUUUUCACAGAACUCCAGUCUGCAUGUAUAUUAGAGACCUCACAUGGGGAAGAUGCUACACUCCUGUCCUUAGUGCAGGAAAUGUUCUCAGAUAACUUUAGUCUUUACAUAUAUCAGAGAUCUCAAACAGGUGAAAAACCAUAUGAUUGUCUAGAGUGCGGGAAGUGCUUUUCAGUGGAGACCAAUAUUUAUACACAUCAGAGAUCUUACACGGAGAAGCUGUACUCCUGUCCGGAGUGUGGGAAAUGUUUUACGGAGAAGCCCUUUAAUUCACAUACAUCAGAGAUCUCAUCGCAUCGGGGACAAGAGGGUGAGUGA